UUCCAGUGGGAAAAUUUUAACGGUGAAAAGAGCAGUGAGAAUUGAAGACAGAGCUCGGAAAAUGGCGGAAGAACCACCGAAGCAGACCUCUUCCUCGGCGGAGCAAUCUUUUUCUACGUCGUCGUUAAAAUCUUCCGACGACGCAGUCACGAAAGUGCCCCAGAUAACAUCAACAUAUGGGUCUUCCUCAGCUGAUAGCAAUAACCAUAUGCACCAAACAAUGUACCAGCCACUCCUUUCUGGGUUUUACUACCUACAACAGAACCAGGAGGAGUUGAAUCGUGGUCCUGGUCUUUAUGCAGUUUCAGUUAAUCCUUUUAUGGAUCAUAUGACAGGAUUUCCACCCAACACACUUAUCCCUUUAAGAUACAGUGUACCCACUGAACGCAGUUCUUCUGAGCAUAGAGCAGGAAGUGAUGAGCAAGGACAAGGGGGACAGCAACCACAGCUGCAGCAACAUGCCCCUGAACCUCAGCGCCAAGUAGUCGUGAGGAGAUUCCAAAUUGCAUUUCAGCGUGACCUCUUUCUGAUUCUUAAGCUGGCUGCAGUAAUUUUUUUGUUUAAUCAAGAUGGAUCCAAGCAAAGACUUGUUGUCCUUGUGUUUUUUGCUUCACUUAUUUACCUAUACCAAACUGGAGCUCUUGCACCAUUGAUAAGAUGGCUUUCUCAAGGAAUGCAAAGGGGGGCUGCACCUCCUCAACGUCCUAGACCAGCAGUUAGGGCAGAAAAUGCUGCACUUGCUGGGAGGCAGGGAAAUCAAAAUGGUGCUGCAGAAGCAGGGGCAGAAGGAAAUGUAGGUGAAAAUGGGAAUCAGCCAGGCAACGACGGAAAUAGGGCAGGCGAGAAUGAGCAUGGGGCGGAUGCAGGCGUUGUUGCAGAGGAGGGCAAUAGGUUGUGGCUAAUUGUGAAGGAGAUCCAAAUGAUUGUAUUUGGCUUCAUUACUUCACUGCUUCCUGGCUUUCACAACAUAGAUUAGAUUGAUUAGAAUUAACUGUACACCAAGUAGUCAUAUCAUUCCGGAUUUAAAAGGAGCUUCUGCAGCCCUAUUCCCAAGUAGUAAAUAAUUGUGUUCGAGUAUUAUUUUGACACUGUAGAAAAUCGUAAACUUUUAAGGCCAGAAGUUGUGGUGGGUUUUGCUUGUUACACUCAUAUCAAUCUGUUACUAAAUAUACUGACUUUAAAUUCA
Messenger RNA from Ipomoea triloba (trilobed morning glory), 1186 nucleotides. RefSeq lists its product as uncharacterized. NCBI's taxonomy places the organism in Eukaryota, Viridiplantae, Streptophyta, Magnoliopsida, Solanales, Convolvulaceae. The coding region runs from base 62 to 976 and encodes 304 amino acids. The transcript has 5 exons. The record is from RefSeq and is a predicted model, not a curated record.